AUGCCUCAGCCAGACAUUCGGUACACCAAAGUGCGAUGGCUAUUAACCAUCGCUGGAGUCUUCCUGUAUGUCGGGGACAUUUGGACAGACAUUGUACUGGCUGUGAAAUAUUUUCAAGAGGAACAAUACGUCUGGACUGGGUUCACCGUAAUGUUUAUUCUGAUCGGGCUACUGGUUACUCAGAUCUUCAGCUAUGCAUGGUACUGGGAUGACUUGAAUGACCCUCUCUUAAACCCUGAAGGAAAAAAAGAAAUAUCAGACAUGUCAAAACCUGGGCUUGUUGUCCUGCAUGCAUUUGGCUUGGGCAUCUUUACCAGGUAUUACCACCUGCUGAAAGAGGGUUUCCACGUGGUUUGGACGAAAUCAAAUGGCGAUGGGGUGGAAAAGCUGAGGGAAGUUCACAAGAAGCUGUUUUGCGUGGCCACCGAUCUGAGCAUGCUCAAGCUCUUUGAGACUUUCCUGGAGAGUGCCCCCCAGCUCCUUUUGCAGCUUUACAUAUUACUGGGCCACAACAAAGUCUCAGUCAUACAGUGUCUAUCCGUGGCCUUCUCCUUCUGUAACAUUGCAUGGUCACUGGUGGACUAUCGCCGCUGCCUGCGGAGAUCUCUCCCCCAUAUCAGAGAAAUGCCCUCUGGCCUCCCCACAGCAAUCUACAUCCUCUACAAAAUUUGUACCAUCACCAGCCUCAUUCUCUGCUACAGCCUCCUUCUCAUACUGAGUAUCUACACCACAGUAGCACUCACUGUCCUCUGGCUGCUGGCAACAAUAUGGACACAUUUGCUUGAAACCAAAUUCUGCUCAGGCAGAAGCCUGGAGUUUCUCUACAGGGCAGUUGUAGGAGUCAUCCUGACAUUCACAUUUUUUAAUGUGAAAGGACAAGACACAAAAGUAGCCAUGACCACCUACUACAUUUUCUACACCAUUAUUAACAUUAUGUCGCCGUCGUUGAUGGCUUUGUUAAAGCCGGAGCUGCAAACAAGCACUUUGCUGCUGACAAUCAGCGGUUUAAUCUGUGGAUGCUCAGUGCUGGGACUGGCGUGCCUCAUUUUGUACUACGUCCAACUGCACCCCAGAAGGGUGCAGCGCGAAGAGGAUGAGGUGGACGACCCGGGAAAGGAAACAAAGUCACUUGCAAGAAUCAAGAACUUCUUGAAACCUUAA
Neolamprologus brichardi is the source of this 1161-nucleotide messenger RNA. RefSeq names its product XK related 9 (gene xkr9). Lineage: Eukaryota; Metazoa; Chordata; Actinopteri; Cichliformes; Cichlidae. The record is from RefSeq and is a predicted model, not a curated record. Gene Ontology annotation, cellular component: membrane.